Messenger RNA from Conger conger (European conger), 2500 nucleotides. RefSeq names its product zinc finger protein 345-like. Bases 260 to 2383 code for a protein of 707 amino acids. Lineage: Eukaryota; Metazoa; Chordata; Actinopteri; Anguilliformes; Congridae. The transcript is spliced from 3 exons. Gene Ontology annotation, molecular function: RNA polymerase II cis-regulatory region sequence-specific DNA binding; DNA-binding transcription activator activity, RNA polymerase II-specific. Gene Ontology annotation, cellular component: nucleus. The record is from RefSeq and is a predicted model, not a curated record. Gene Ontology annotation, biological process: regulation of transcription by RNA polymerase II.
UUGUUUGUUUUAUAAUUUCGAUUUUCUUUUUAUAUAGUAUGAAUGUCUAUGUAUGUUUCUGUUCAUUUUACAUUUUAUACAAACAAAAGAAUAUAAAAUAUUUUAUUUUAUUACAUGAAACAUUGGAUGGUUUAGUAACACGUAAGUUACCAUAGUAUCACGCACAGAGUUCGCACUCUGCUACUGAAGAGGUGUGUGCAUGUCAGAGAGACCACGAAAGUUGAUGUACAGAGACUUAUUGUGUUCACACAGGAAAUAAAUGCCCUCCACGACCGGCAAGAAAGCAGUUGUCCUCGCCUUCUUAGGCACCCAAGACACAACGCAGAGUGUAGCCAGGCAGUGUCAGGCCAGACCGGCUACACUGAGACUGCAUAAUACUAGAGCGCCCCCUGUGGAGAUGCACUUCUGCACACCUUUGAGCAGCAGUAUGAUGCAGGCAGGAGUCUGUCUGAGACAGGACACUGAGACAACACUACCAGAGCUCACUGAGCAGCACAGGAUCAGACUGAAAGAAGAGGAACUCAGUGGACUGGAGUCAGAGACAGAGUGUGCUGCACCAGGACUCAACACACUGGAGCCAGAGUGUGUUACUGCACACAGCGGGGUCAGCGAUGGACACCACACACACACAUCAGUGAUAAAAACAGAAGCUGAUCUGGGCUCCACCCACACUGGGGAUCUUAUUAAGACAGAGAGCCUCGACAGUACAGAGCUGGGAUAUGAAACCCAUCUGCAUCCUGACCAAAUCAAAACAGAGGCUGAAGAUGGAGGAUACCAUAAGGCAGAACACAUCAGUGACCUUCUGGAUAUUAAAUGUGUUGAUGUUAAAUCUGAUCAAAUGAAGUGUGAAUGUAGUGAAAGUUUAGUGAGUGAUCUCAUGAACACUGUGAUGGAUGGAGCUGGUGUUGAUCACAAAGGCCUGCCUGAACCCUGGCUGUGUGCAGGAGAGCCAACCCCAAACUGUGAAAAAGAAGAAAUCCACCAAAAUAAUCGAAACCGAAUUGUCCAGAAGAGUAGAAAUUGUAACAAAAAACACAUGCAUUGUCAGAGAGUGAAUGUGAGAAUUGCACCCAAAAUAAGUCAAAACACAAGCCAUUUACAUGUAUUUCAAAACAAGAUGAUACAAGGGAAAAAUCAUACAAAUGAGAAGCCCUACAAAUGUACACAAUGUGGGAAGUGCUUUUUCAGGAUGUCUCAUUUAAGUAUCCACCAGAGAAUUCAUACAGGUGAAAAACCCUACAAAUGUUUUCAGUGUGGGAAGUGUUUUAGUAUAAAAUCUAAUUUACAGUGUCACCUGAGAAUUCAUACAGGUGAAAAACCCUACAAAUGUUUUCAGUGUGGGAAGUGUUUUAGUAUGAAAUCUAAUUUACAGUGUCACCUGAAAAUUCAUACAGGGGAAAUUCAUACAAAUGAGAAGCCCUACAAAUGUACACAAUGUGGGAAAUGCUUUUUCAGCACGUCUCAUUUAAGUGUCCACCAGAGAAUUCAUACAGGUGAAAAACCCUACAAAUGUUUUCAGUGUGGGAAAUGUUUUAAUAUAAAAUCGAAUUUACAGUGUCACCUGAAAAUUCAUACAGGUGAAAAGCCAUACAAGUGUACACAGUGUGAGAAGUGUUUUUGUACAAGAGCUUCUUUAAAUCUACACUUGAGAAUUCAUACAGGUGAAAAGCCAUACAACUGUCCACAGUGUGACAAGUGUUUUAGUUCAAAUUCUGCUUUAAACAAACACCUGAGAAUCCAUACAGGUGAAAAGCCAUACAAGUGUACACUGUGUGAGAAGUGUUUUUGUACAAGAGCUUCUUUGAAUCUACACUUGAGAAUUCAUACAGGUGAAAAGCCAUACAACUGUCCACAAUGUGACAAGUGUUUUAGUUCAAAUUCUGCUCUGAAUAAACACCUGAGAAUUCAUACAGGUGAAAAGCCGUACAAGUGUACACAGUGUGAGAAGUGUUUUGGUACAAGAGCUUCUUUGAAUCUACACUUGAGAAUUCAUACAGGUGAAAAGCCAUACAAGUGUACACAGUGUGACAAGUUUUUUCCUUCAAAUUCUGCUUUACAGAAACACCUUAGAAUUCAUACGGGUGAAAAGCCACACAAGUGUACACAGUGUGACAAGGGUUUUAUUACAAAUUCUGAUUUAAAUAUACACCUGAGAAUUCAUACAGGUGAAAAGCCGUACAAGUGUACACAGUGUGACAAGUGUCUUCGUUCAAAUUCUGCUUUACAUUAUCACAUGAGACUUCAUACAGGUGAAAAUUUAAAUAAGCAUAAGAAAAGUCGUCCAGGCAAACUGUUCCACAUAUGUUCCCAGUGUAGUAAGCGCUUUUUGACCGUAAGAAAUUUAAAUCGUCACCAGAGAAUUCACUCGGGUGAAAAGUCCUAGAAGUGCACCCUGUGCAGGAUGUUUUUUUUUCAUAUUUUUUCCAUCUAAUGUGGCAAUUAUUUUAGUUUAUAUUUAAACAAAAAACUGGGAUGUUAUUUUCCUUUUCUAGCAAGUGUC